AUGAUGGGUGAGCGAAAUCGCCUGGAAGAGCUUCAGCAAGGCCGCUCGCUUCACUCCGAGCCAAUCUCGCAACACGAUGAUAUCGAAACUGGGCUGACAUCCGAUCAGGAUGCGGUGCUAGCCAAGUUCAAUCGUGAAGCGGCGGCUAUUGACAAGGUACAUGCCUGGGCCGAAGACUCGAUUCGUGCCAUCAAAGACUCCAUUCAAGGUGCUACGACUAAUGGAGACGCUCUCAAAUCAAUUGGCGAUAAGUUGAACGUCGUAGAGGAAAAGCUCGGCGCUGUUCGCAAGCGCUUGAAGCGUAUCGCGGGUGAGAACAAGGAACUCUCCGAAAAGAAAUCUGGCGUUCCUUCGUCUCUGCGUAUUCGAGUGUCUCGAUACACCAAGCUCGGAAAGGACUUUAUGGCAGUCACCUCGAAGCUCGAAGCAACCAGAGAGGCUCACAAGGAAGCUGUCACUAGAACAAUGAAACAGGAAAUUUUGGCUGUAAACCCGUCUGUUUCAGAGACGCAAGUUGAUCGCGCACUAGAGAGUGGUUCCGGCCUGGAAUCAGUUUUGGAAUCUGGCAAUUCCAACCUCAGAUACCAAAUCGAGGAUCUGCAAUCAAGAAACAGGGAUAUCCAGAAGCUUUCGAAAAGCAUUAUCGACUUGCAUCAAAUGUUCACGGACAUGGGCAUUCUCGUCGAAGGCCAACAGGAACUCAUUAACGACAUUGAAUACAAUGUCGAACAGGUGAAGACCGACACCAAGAAGGGUGCUGAAGAGUUGGUCGUAGCUCGAAAGCAUCAAAAAUCUGCUCGAAAGAAGAAAAUGUGCAUCUGCAUCAUCAUCACGAUUGUUUUGGGCGGUGGGGCUGCUGGUAUCAUUAUUUGGCUCGGCCUUAAAAACGGUUGGUUCUCUGGUGGUGAUUCAAAUGAUACUGAACCUACUCCCACUCCAAUUCCGACACCAAGCGGCACCGUCCGAAGGGGGAAUCAUUAUUUUGGCAAUCCGUCCCCGGAUCACUUUGUGUUUAAAUGGCGUGAUUAG
Messenger RNA from Chondrus crispus (carragheen), 1029 nucleotides. RefSeq lists its product as hypothetical. Gene Ontology annotation, molecular function: SNARE binding; SNAP receptor activity. The transcript has a single exon. Bases 1 to 1029 code for a protein of 342 amino acids. Gene Ontology annotation, cellular component: endomembrane system; plasma membrane; SNARE complex. NCBI's taxonomy places the organism in Eukaryota, Rhodophyta, Florideophyceae, Gigartinales, Gigartinaceae. The record is from RefSeq and is a predicted model, not a curated record. Gene Ontology annotation, biological process: intracellular protein transport; exocytosis; vesicle fusion.